Molecule: messenger RNA, 779 nt
Organism: Numida meleagris (helmeted guineafowl)
Lineage: Eukaryota; Metazoa; Chordata; Aves; Galliformes; Numididae
Gene: PFDN5
Product: prefoldin subunit 5
Exons: 6
Coding region: 79-546 (155 amino acids)
Biological process (GO): regulation of DNA-templated transcription; protein folding
Cellular component (GO): cytoplasm; prefoldin complex
Source: RefSeq, a predicted model, not a curated record
CCCUCCGGCCGCCAGGGGCGCUGUGCGUUGGCGCAACGAGAGUGGCGGCGCGGGGCCAGAGCGGCGCGGCGGCCCAAGAUGGCGCAGGCCGUGAAUGUGGCGGAGCUGUCGUUGCCGCAGCUGGAGGUGCUCAAGAGCCAGCUCGACCAGGAGGUGGAAUUCCUCUCGUCCUCCAUCACCCAGCUCAAGGUGGUGCAGACCAAGUAUGUGGAAGCCAAGGACUGCCUCAACGUGCUCAACAAAAGCAACGAAGGGAAGGACCUGCUGGUGCCACUCACCAGCUCUAUGUACGUCCCUGGGAAGCUCUCAGAUGUCGAGCGUGUGCUGAUUGACGUUGGAACUGGCUACUAUGUGGAAAAGACUGCAGACGAUGCCCGAGAGUUUUUCAAGCGGAAGAUCGACUUCCUGACCAAGCAGAUGGAGAAGAUCCAGCCUGCGCUGCAGGAGAAGCACGCCAUGAAGCAGGCUGUGGUGGAGAUGAUGAGCCAGAAGAUCCAGCAGCUGACGGCUCUAGGGGCAGCGCAGGGGGCCACCACCAAGGCGUAACCUUCAGCCUCAGCACCUGCCUUCCUCUGCAUCAUGCCAGGGAGUGGACCGCAGAGCACUGCAGGGACGCAGAGCAUUCUGUCUCUGUGCUGUCCCCACGCUCCUCACUCAGUCACUCUGAGCCGAAGCCGUGUGGCACCGUGAUGCAAAACACGAGCCAAACCUUCCCCUUGUUGUAAAGCAGAGUGCCAGCACACAGAAUAAACAAGAUGUGGGAAUGGCCCGCUGCCCUA